CUCGAUUCCGUAAUACAAAAAUCCCAAAUCGAAAAGAAGUCGCGUUUUAUUGACUGACAUGUGACCGGAUUUAUGGUGGUUCCCCAUUAAGUGUCGAUCGCCCUGAUAAUUGUCACAAUCAAUGAAAGUUCGGUAAUUGUUCCAAAUCUACCAUGUCUGAAGCCACAAAUGGACACGAUGGGGUUCCCGCCAACAACCUGCCCGCCUGGCUGCCCAACAUAACCCUGGAAAAGGCGGUCCAGGCUCAGAUCGGGGACUUUGAGAAGAUCCUUUCGGUUACUCCGCAAAAGGGUAGCAGUGAGGGCGAGAACUACUCCUCACUUUUUCUGCGCCUUUUAGUGGAAGUUGAGCUGCUUGACCACAGCAUCAAGAGCCUCACCUUCGUCCUAAAGGCCCAGCACAACAACGAAGUAAUGGCCGCCAUCCUGGCUAGACUACAACUCUUUCACAAGGAGGACCAGAUGUACCACAGUAUCCUGCCAAAGUUUGAACAGCUCUAUGCCGAUGCCGGAAAAACUACUCAAUUCGCCCCGCGGGCUUUCAAAGUCGAUCGUGAUUUGGGAGUGGACUACAUUCUGCUAGAGGACCUUCACCGGAAAAACUUCAAAAACGAGAAUCGCCUGACCGGCCUGGACCUCGACCACAUGCAUAAGGUCCUGGAGAAGCUAGCGGCCUUCCAUGCGGCAUCCGCCUGUUACGUGGAACAUCACGGUCUGUUCGGGGAAGAGUUCACCGUCGGAGUUUUCAGUGAGGCCAACCGGCAGCUCCUGCAGGAGUUUAACGCCUCCGGAGCCUUUCUAGCUCAGCUGAAGAAGUGGAAGAAUGCUCAGAAGAUUUAUGAGAAACUGGCUGACAGUGACGACUACUUAGUGGAUCGCCUUCUCCAAGAUCAGCAAUACAACGCCAGGGAGUUCAAUGUGCUCAACCACGGCGAUUGCUGGGCCAACAACAUCAUGUUCCAGCACGAUGCCUUUGGCACCAUCAAGGAGGUCCUCUUUGUGGACUUCCAAGUGGGAAAAUAUGGUAGUCCGGCCAACGAUCUGUAUUAUUUGAUUCUGUCCUCGGCAGCUCCGGAGCUGAAAACCGCCAAGUUUGAUUACCUGGUGCGUUACUACUUCGACAACCUGGUGGAGAAUCUGAAGUUGCUGCAGUAUCACCGUCCCCUCCCCAAGUUGAAGAACUUGCACGCUGCCUUGUUCCGAAAUGGAUUGGCAGCUUAUAUGGUCGUCUCGAAGGUGCUUCCAGUCGUUAUGCUGGAUAAGACGAACAAUGCCAACUUAGAGAGCUACAUCAACGACGAGUCCAAGAUGAAAAACGCCAUGUUCACCAACCCAAAGUACGUUCAGGUGAUGACCGAGGUGCUGCCAUGGUUGGACAAUCGCGGCCUGCUCGACUGGAAAUAAUUACGCCCCGAAAUUGUGUGAGCUGUGUCGGACUUUUACCCUAAUUAGGCAAUUUUAAUGCCAUAUUCCGCACUUUGUUGAUGAACAAAUGUUAAAUAAAUAUUUGUCUUGGGUGGCUAA
Messenger RNA from Drosophila bipectinata, 1523 nucleotides. RefSeq lists its product as uncharacterized. NCBI's taxonomy places the organism in Eukaryota, Metazoa, Arthropoda, Insecta, Diptera, Drosophilidae. The record is from RefSeq and is a predicted model, not a curated record.